Pyricularia oryzae 70-15 is the source of this 3476-nucleotide messenger RNA. RefSeq lists its product as uncharacterized. The transcript has 3 exons. Bases 716 to 2548 code for a protein of 610 amino acids. Gene Ontology annotation, biological process: DNA-templated transcription. Gene Ontology annotation, molecular function: zinc ion binding; DNA binding. The record is from RefSeq and is a predicted model, not a curated record. NCBI's taxonomy places the organism in Eukaryota, Fungi, Ascomycota, Sordariomycetes, Magnaporthales, Pyriculariaceae.
CGAGACUGGCCAAUCCGCAAAAAAAUUGCCUGGAACUAGACAGCUCAGCCCACUACCAUUGAUGGCUCAGCUAAUAUUUCCUCGAUUGGUUCGGUGACAGUUUCUAAUCACGACAUCUUUUCUUUUUUCUUUGCCAGUGAGAACCCAGUUUUCAGAUUAUUCCCCUUGUUAGUUCUUCAUCAUUCAUUUUUAUUCGUCAUACUCGUCUCGCGCGAAAAGAGCAGCAGUGGAGUGCAAAAAUGUCGUCGGCCGCAGCGAGCGCGACAGCGGGUUCUGUCACGGGAAAAACACCCCGCAUCCUCGCCUGCGUGCUGUGCCAGGUAAAUACAACCGGUUACCUACCGGAACGAACGACAUUCGCGUACACACAGGCUGACCCGCGAGAUCAAAAUGUUCACAGCAUCGCAAAAUAAAAUGUGACAGAUCUUUUCCGUGUGCGAAUUGUCAGAGGGCUAACGUACAAUGUACCCCGAGCACGCCCGCGCCUGCGCGCAAGCGAAGAAGACCAAACCAGGACCUUCAGGAGAGAUUGGCGCGUUGCGAGGAACUAUUGAAGGAAUACGCACCAGAUGGCAAGCCCGACAUCGCAAGACUGACUACGAAACGCUCCAGCUUAUCCCAGAGUCCACCCAAGGGCGAGGAGCCGUUGCCAGAAUGGAACCGCCACGGCAAACUGAUUCACGAGGACGGAAGCGUUCGAUUCGUGGAUUCGUACAUGCUGAGCACUAUAUAUGACGAGCUUCGGGCCAUGCGUGACAUCAUUGACCAUGACGAGAGCACCCCGGAAGACGAAAGCUCCGAUUACAUGACCCCGGAUACGAACGCAGACCUCCUCUUUGGCGGAGAUACUCCGCAACCCGCAGGAAACUCCAUGGAAUUGCAACCAAGUCCAGGGCACAUCUUCCGCUUGUGGCAGGUGUUCCUGGAUCGGGUCAACCCCCUAAUCAAGCUCGUCCAUGUACCGUCUCUCCAACCAUAUUUUGUUGAAGCUACUGCCGGUGCCCCGCUGCCAAAGAAUAUCGAGGCCUUGCUGUUCUCCAUCUAUACGCUCGCCGCUGUCUCGUUGUCCGAUGCAGAAUGCACAUCUAUACUCGGAUACGGCCGGGAGGCGGCCCUCCAUCGAUUUUCUUCGGGUGUUCGCGCCAGUCUAAUUCGCAUCGGCUUCCUCAAAACACACGAUUUGACCACGCUUCAAGCGCUCGUCCACUAUCUUAUCUCGCUGCAGGGCAGAUACAACAGGCAUGCAGCAUGGGUGCUCAAUGGUGUGGUAAUAAGGAUAGCUCAGAAGAUGGGCAUACAUCGGGACGGCACAAUGCUGGGUCUACCGCCUUUCGAGACUGAGAUGCGGCGACGUCUUUGGUUUCAAAUAUUGUCAAUGGAGUUCAAGACUGCUCUUAUGUCCGGCCUAGGCCAUUCACUACUCCCAAGAGUCUGGGACACCCAAGAACCCAAGAACGUCAACGAUGCAGAUCUGCAUCCCUCAGCGACCGAGCCCGUCAAAGACCGAGAAGGCCCGACCGAGAUGAUUUUUGUUCUGAUCACGAACAAAGUUGCCCGUUUCAUCGUGGAAAGUCCCGGAAUUGAGCCUAUUUUCCUGUACCACGACGAGAAGGUCAAAAAAAUACCAGGCGCACCAAGCGAGGAAAAGAUAAAAGAGUUUCGCGGCCUGAUUGAUGGGCUUUCAAAGUCCUUGCUUGAGCUUACCGAUAAGUACUGCGAUCCGGCAGCAGGUCCUCUUCACCAAUACACCAUCGAAUUCCAGGACAUUAUCAUGCAGCGCAUCAGGGAAUCACUCGAGCCUGGUGAUGCAACAAUCGAGACACACAUAGACCACAUGUUUAAAAUGGCAGUCGAGUCUUUCGAAAGUACCGUAGUCAGCUAUCGGAACUCUUGCAAGGUUGCAUAUCUUUGGUUUCUGCGGUUGCAGUUCCACAACGACCUUUUCACAUUCCUGGCUGGACAACUAAGUCAGAGACCCUCGGGUCCCCUUGUCGAUCGUGCCUGGGAGACCGUUGAGAAUAUAUUACCAUAUCACCCAGAGUUACUCAAAGUCAACGCUAGCAAAGAGAACCUGCUGCUGGCAUCCCUUCUUGUCAAAGGAUGGAACAUGAGGGAAGAGUAUUGCUCAACGCAAAUGGGCAUUACACUCAACACGCCUCCGUACAUUGAGCACUUGAGGUCGGUGGUACCGCAGGAUUAUGUCAAGAGCGAGAACAGUAGUCCCUCGGCGCUCUCUCGAAUUCCCAAGGCAAACCGCAUGGUCACUAGGGAAGCGGCCAGCGAUCAAUUAUCAGUGUCUGGGCCGAUGGAUCCGACAUUCGAUGAGUUUAUCGGCAACUACCUGGACGGGGCAGAUUGGGACGUCUUUUCAAGAAUCAAUUUGGAAAACCCUGCAUUCCCCGGCGUGCCAGCUACGGGUAUCACGCCACAGGUCAACGCGACAGCUAGCGACAUAUUGCCAUCGACUCGAAUAGACCAUACCGACCCCAACCAGACGUCACAUCAGUUCGCAAUGUAUGGUAUCGACCCGCAAUCAGCAUGGCAAUAGGUGUGAACUUACGCUUGGUUAAGAUUGUUAUUUUGAAGGCAUGGGCAUGACGAAUUUUUGGAUACAUACUGGCCGUUAUAAAUGGCGCAUGUCCCUCACGACACCGUUUGGAAACGUUUAACGCUACCAAUGUUUGACUCGAUAUGAAUACUGCCCCCUCUGCUCAUUUUUUCCCCACUUCUUUUCCCCUUUGUUCUUGUGGCGUUGUUUUGGUUGAUUUUGGUCAUAAAGGACAGGGCUACAGGAGUCCACUAGAUGAGAAAUCUGUUCCUUGGAGGUUUUCGGUUAUAAUUUAUCUUUUUUCUUGUUCAUUCUUAUCUCACAACGGCACCAAUACAGCAAAUAAAGGAGAAGAUGGGAAAACAGGACGUUUCUGGCCUUGUUCAUUAGGAAGUGCGGGGUUUGUGAAUCUGGCGUCUUGGAAGGACUCGAUUCAAUCUUGCUGAUGGGAUGGUUCUGCAGAUGCCGGCAAAUUUCACGAUAUGGUUUGCAUAGCGAAAGGCAUGGGAUUGCUUGCUCAUUUCUUUCAAGUUUCAGAAAUAUACGUAUGCUCGCCACAGUCAAAUUUCACAUGAAUGUUGGUCGUUUAUCUUUAUUUUGUGUUUUCCUCUGUAUCAUACAUGGUCAGGUUCACAACUCGUGGCCGUCUAGACGAGCAUACACCACCUAAACUCUGUUUGACUGCCUCGGCGAGAUGAGCAGCAGACACGUAUGCAUCUGAGCUCUGCCACCCUUUUUUUUUCUUUUUUUUCGCACUUGGAGAAAGCAAACGUAGAUUCUUGGGAUGGAUGCAUGCAAGGGGAAUUGCCACCAGCCUUGGCCUGAUGAGCCUACCGGGUCAGUGUGUGUUCAAGUUAGUUACCGUUUUGAGAAAAAAUCAUGUCCCGGCGACUGGACCCGCCCGUAGGGUUCUCCGAGUUGCACUCUG